UAAAUCGAUCGGGGGGCGAGACACCAGAAGCCAAGAGAAUAAAAGGUCCCGACCCUCAACAGUAAUUUGCGACGAAAGUAAGGAACGGAGGCGUCGCGAAUGUAUUAUCAUGAAACAUGAACUCGCUACCGAAAGGUUCCUUUUUUCCAACCCCCCGCUGUCAUGGAGAUACGUACCAACUGGCGUUGUGUACUGGAAGGAAUUGGAGAAAUCUCUUCCACGGCACGGAAACCGUCUGCCAAAUUUUUAUGGCUAUCAGUUUAAGGCAACGAUCACGGACCAUCUGGUCCACUACCAUGGACGUCAUCGAACAGAGUUCAAAGACCUACCCCUCGUCGCGAUCGAUAUUGUCGGAGAUCACAGGAACGUGGGCAUUCUGUAUGGAUGCAUAGACGAGGCCGGCAAAUGAUGAAACCCACCUAGAUAGCAGAGGGGCAGGGUAACCAUGGAUCGAAUGAUGUUAUUGCGAAGGAGGGAUGGGAAGUGGGCACCGGAAGAAAGAAUGUGGUGUGAUGAUGGACCAUGGUCGGUAAGCGGUGUG
This is a messenger RNA of Aspergillus welwitschiae, 541 nucleotides long. RefSeq lists its product as uncharacterized. The transcript has a single exon. The record is from RefSeq and is a predicted model, not a curated record. Bases 110 to 409 code for a protein of 99 amino acids. NCBI's taxonomy places the organism in Eukaryota, Fungi, Ascomycota, Eurotiomycetes, Eurotiales, Aspergillaceae.